AUGUACUUCAGAAAGCUGGAUAACGGUGAGAACUUCUGCAUUCUGGAUGAGCAGAGGUUUGCCAAGGAGCUGCUCCCCAAGUACUUCAAACACAACAAUAUCUCCAGCUUCAUACGACAGCUUAACAUGUAUGGUUUCAGGAAGGUUAUUGCUCUGGAGAAUGGUAUGAUUACAGCAGAGAAGAGCUCUGUCAUUGAAUUCCAGCAUCCUUUCUUCAAGCAAGGGAAGGCACAUUUGCUGGAAAACAUCAAGCGCAAGGUAUCUGCAGUAAGGACUGAGGAUCUCAAGGUCUGUACGGAGGAUUUGCACAAAGUACUCUCUGAAGUCCAGGAAAUGAGAGAGCAGCAGAACAACAUGGAUGUCAGGCUUGCUAACAUGAAGAGAGAAAAUAAGGCCCUGUGGAAAGAAGUGGCAGUUCUAAGGCAGAAGCACAGUCAACAACAGAAGCUGCUGUCUAAGAUUCUUCAAUUUAUACUAAGUUUGAUGCAAGGAAAUUAUAUUGUUGGGGUCAAAAGAAAAAGGUCUCUAACGGAUGCUGCAGGUGCCUCAGCUUUCAAAUACAGUCGUCAGUAUGUUCGCAUCCCUGUGGAGAGUGGCCAAGCAAUGGCUUUUUCUGAAGGUAAUGCAGAUGAAGAGGAUGGAAAUGGUACAGGUCUUAUCAUUAGAGAUAUCACUGAUACCCUGGAAAAUGCCACCAAUGGUCUCCUUGCUGUGGCACACACAAGUGACAGAGCCAGAGAGACACAGGCAACUCUGGAUCCUGGCUUACCUAUUUGUCAAGUGUCACAACCACAUGAGUUAAAUUAUGCAGAAUCUAUCCCGCCAGUUCAUAUAAAUGAUGUCAGCAAAUCCAGUGAAAUGGGAAAUGUUGCUGUGGAACUCCAUACUGCACAAACUAAUGCUCCAGAAGACCCCGUGUCAGUGAUCGACUCCAUCUUGAAUGAGAACAACUCUGGAAACCAAAAUGAUCCUUUACUGGACAGAGAAGAAAUUCAGGAUUUUCUUAAUUGCAUUGAUGCCAGCCUUGAAGAGCUUCAAGCAAUGUUAUCCGGGAAGCAGUACAACUUUGGUUCUGAAGCUUUCAGUGAUACACUUAAUCCUGAGCUGCCAGCCCUGGAUAUGAGCUUGAUGGAAACUUCCCCUGGUAUGGAAAAUAUUGCAAACUUGGCAGAGAGCGCUGAAGACCUGGGAGCAAGUGAGAGAGAAACAGCAGGAAGCAAAGGUGGGCAGGAAGGAACUGAGAGCAGUGACAGCUCCAAACUCUUCCAAAACUGGGUUUUGAAAUACAAUCUUUGUAGCCUGUAA
This is a messenger RNA of Opisthocomus hoazin, 1305 nucleotides long. The record is from RefSeq and is a predicted model, not a curated record. NCBI's taxonomy places the organism in Eukaryota, Metazoa, Chordata, Aves, Opisthocomiformes, Opisthocomidae.